UCAAAUCGACCCUGUUGAAGAGAUAAAUUGCUGUGCUUUAUACGACUACAUUCUUGCCCGCCAGUCUUUAACUUUUUGACGCGGUACUAUGUAAAUAUCUUCAGGGCGACCCUCCCCAAUUUCUACCCUGUGACUGACAACUUGCCUGUGACUCAAUUUACUCCAAAGACUGAUGCCAUCCCUAGCAACUCUCGAGAAUCUCAGCAUUCACCGACACCCUCGACAGGCACUGGCAGCACAGUCGGGAUACCUGUCAUCAUUAUACCCACGUCAGGUUCGACCCGGAAUUAGUUGCUAGUGACAUCGAAACCUGGCAUACCUCUAAUGUAGACCCUAUAUAAAACUCAACAAGUCUCCACUGGGUGUCGUGUGAUUGCUGGGCCUUCGUCAUUAUCUGUGCUGAAAUACUGCUGGGUGCUUAUUUGCUCAUGUCCCUAUUGUCCGAAUUCCUUUACGACAUCUGGGUGCGAAAAGCGCUCUCUGCAGCUGGCCACACUGUGCUAGUCUACGAUUACUUUCUUUCUCUCAAUGAUGAAAUCCAAUACAUUUGGAGCGCCCCUUGGACUAUCGUGAAAGUCAUGUUCCUCAUCAACCGAUACGGAAACCUUGUCGGGCAGACUGUCAUUCGGUUGGAAGAGGCUGGCGUUCUCGCAGUGCUCGCACAUAAUUCCCAACUAUUCUGCCAAAGGUUUGCCAUCGUCACCAAUUACUUUAUGGUGCUAUCUUCAGAGUCGAUUCAUAUACUUGUGCUCAUGCGUGCUUGGGCCAUCUGGGGAACUCGGAAGCGCUUGACGAAUAUUCUUGUCGGGAGCUACGUGAUCUACGUCCUUAUUCUGCUCGGAAUCACUAUGCUUGGUGGAAUACAUGAUUCUCAUGAGAAUUUCCGAUACCUCAACUUGGUGGAGAUCUGCGUGUCGGACAUGCCAAAAUAUAUGUGGCUCGGCUAUUUCGGAAGCGUUAUUCUCGAUGCAGUAACCUUUGUCUUGACAGUGCGAAGUCUGUGGAGAUAUUCCAGGGAAUUCCAGUUUCUCUACCCUUCCAACCUCCUUCGUGUACUUCUUCGAGAUGCAACUAUCUUUUUUGUUAUUAGUAUGUUCAACAAUUCCAUUAUUGUCGCCUCCUGGACUGUGUACGCGAACAGUCCAUAUACUUUCCUACCUAAAGGGUUUUCUGGCCCGUUACUUUCAGUGGUCGGUCAGCGCGUGGUUCUGAACCUGAAAAGUCUCCCAACACGUACCUAUGCGACGCAUGAACUCAGUCGUGAGGUGGACCGACAACUUGAAGUAUUCGAAUUCGACGAAUGCUGCUUGUCACCUCAAAAUCGAUGUGGUCUUGAUGAUGCAAAGGAAGCAUGUUGCUCGUCACCUCAAGGUCGAGAUGGCCUUGAUGUGCCAGAAGGUGGAAUCAGGGAAUGUCAACCGAAUCUCACGUAAGUGGUUGCGUGUUGUCAAAGAGAUACACAAGUAGGAUUGAAGAAAUCAGAUUGGGUGUUACAUAGAUUGCAGAUGUUUAUAUUUGGUUUAUAUCGGAACUCCCCUCCCUUGUCCACAUAACUUACUUGUAUUUCUCGCAAUCCGGACGUAUGAUAUUGGUCGGGACCGAAUGUAUACGGUACACUGUACGCUAGAGUUCGGCCCUACCGACUGACACCUUGCUCUGUGGCAGGUUGUUUUAUUUUCUGCACACCUAUUUAUUCAAUUUUAUUGCGAAUGUACUAUGUACCGUAAUGUUCCUCUCUCACCGGUCCAAACCUAAAACCACUUGCGAUGAGUGAAGACCUUAGACCAGAUAUCGAUCCUUCUCAAGCCUCC
Messenger RNA from Suillus bovinus, 1811 nucleotides. RefSeq lists its product as uncharacterized. The record is from RefSeq and is a predicted model, not a curated record. The coding region runs from base 429 to 1433 and encodes 334 amino acids. Lineage: Eukaryota; Fungi; Basidiomycota; Agaricomycetes; Boletales; Suillaceae. The transcript is spliced from 14 exons.